This is a messenger RNA of Malania oleifera, 2532 nucleotides long. RefSeq names its product E3 ubiquitin-protein ligase MBR1. NCBI's taxonomy places the organism in Eukaryota, Viridiplantae, Streptophyta, Magnoliopsida, Santalales, Ximeniaceae. The record is from RefSeq and is a predicted model, not a curated record. Bases 492 to 2201 code for a protein of 569 amino acids. The transcript is spliced from 6 exons.
CCUUUUUAAGCCAAAAGGCACUCCGAAGUUUCAAGGAACAAAAACUACUUCCUUCCCAAAUCUCUCAAUCACUCUGCGCGAUCGCCAUUACCACUCACCACCAACCUCCCUUUACCAGCAGACCCACCUCGGGCAUGGGCAUUCACAAAAAUGGAAAAUGAAUCCGUGGACUACUUCAUCUGAGAUCAUUAUCGGUAAUAUAUGUAGUUUACUUUCCUUCCUAUAAUAAUUCCUCUCAUUUCGUCCAAAUCUGGAUCUGGGCACUCGAUUUUCGUGGCUUUUUUUAUGUUAUUGUUUUAAAAUUUUCGUCAUUUUCAAUAAUGAAACAAACCCUUGAGUGUCUGCGCCUGUCGUUGUGAUUCACUCUUUAGCAGCCGAAAAAGCAAAUAUAUAUAUAUAGAUAUAUAUAUAUAUAUUCUGGGGGUGGGAGGGGUUUGAAUGAUGUGCUGUUGGGGCGAUAGAUCUUUGAAGGCAUAGGCUUGUUGAAGAAAAUGGGAUCGAGUAGUAGCAAGUCUGGAGGGGAUGCUUCCGCAUCGUCUUCUUCUUCGGGGGUUCAGAGGACUCGAUCCAAAGGAAGCAGAGUUUUCCAAUAUUCUUGUCUCGGAUCUCCUGCCAUUGACAAUGAUAACGACCGCCAGAGCAAAGAAUAUGGUGGUAAUGGUCCAUGUACAAAUGAAACUGACACAGAAUCCAACCAAGUGAAAACUGAGGGUUAUAGAAAGGUUAAAGUUGAAGAGUCUGAUGAAAUGGUUUCUACAGAUGUCGAGCUUGACGAAUGGGGUCAAGCAAGUCUUGCUAAUGCUGUAUCUAGAGCUGAUAGUGGUUCUUCCCGAGCUUCAUCAACUCAAUCCUUAAAUCCGCCAAACGGAUUCCUUUCUCGUUGUGGUUUCUUUUCUGGGAAUGUGAGCUUCAGAUUAAGCAGGACAACAAGUAUUGGGUCAACGAGGCAACCUGUGUCAUCAACAAGUUUCUCAAUUUCGAACAAUGAGGAAGAACAUCUACACACUGGUGCUGUUAGUGGCUUGGUUAGUAGGAAUGAAGCUCGGCAAGGUAAUGACAUGCUUCCUGCAUGCCUCAUUAAUAGGCCUCCAACACCAUAUAAUGAAGGUACCUCUGGCAGUUUACAGGUAAAUCCUCCAGCAUCUGAAUUCUUUGAUAAUUAUCGAGAUGAUAGAAUAAUAUCUACUCAAGAAGUGGUCAGAGAUAACAGUUACACUAGUAUUGGGUAUGAUAUAAAUAUAAAUUCUCCAAGAAAUUGUACUGAAGUUGAAAGCAUUGAGACAAGGCUUGCUGAUAGGCGGAUUGGAGCUCGAGAACCUGUGGAACGGAAUUUUCGGUUUAGUAGGACACUAAGUGUUGGUAGACUUCGUGAUAGAGUUCUCCGCAGAUCAUCAUUUUCUGACUUAUCUUGCCCUUUGCAACAAGAGAGGGAAGUGAGAGGUGCUAGGCAUGGUAAUGGGAGACGGGCUUGGGGUGGUGAGACAGGCGGAUCAGCAUCUAAUAGGAAUCCUUUGAUUUCACCGACUUCUUCCCAUUUAGAUCUGUCCAGUAUGUCUAGCUCCUUGUACAGCAGCCAAGAUUACGACAUGGAAACAACACGGUCAAGAGAAGCUAGGUAUCAUGAUCUCUUGGAACAUCGAUCAAAUUUUCUUGAACGGAGAAGAAGAAUACGAUCUCAGGUCCGUGCUCUUCAGCGGUUGGGAAGCCGUUUUGAGAAUUUGUCUGGGCAUGAGAGGUCUUGCAUCUUGUCGGGCCAGCAUCGGACAGGCCGUUGCACAUGUCAUAUAAAUACUCGAGAUGCUAAUCCAAAUGAUGAUACCAGUGCUAGGGCUAGCAUAUCAAGAAUUGUUAUGUUAGCUGAAGCUUUGUUUGAGGUUCUGGAUGAAAUUCACCAGCAAUCUGUGGUUUUAUCAUCCCGCCCCUCUGUGUCUUCAAUUGGAUCGGUUCCUGCACCAACAGAAGUUGUGGAAUCCUUGCCUGUGAAAUUAUAUACUAAAGUGCCAAAAUAUCUGAAUGAAGAUGCUGCACAAUGUUACAUAUGCCUUGUGGAGUAUGAGGAAGGGGAUAGCUUGCGGAUACUGCCUUGCCAUCAUGAAUUUCAUAGAAUAUGUAUAGACAAAUGGCUCAAGGAGAUUCACAGGGUAUGCCCACUUUGUCGUGGAGAUAUCUGCCGGGCUGAUUCAUCAUGUGCGGAGAACUAAGGCACAGGCGCACAGCCCAGUUUGAAAUGUAUUUUUCUGAAAGCCCACUGAUUGCAUUGGGGAUUUGGUGAAGUUCUGGACCUUGUUUGCCUUGAGUUGAUCUGCUUUAGAAGUUCACUCUUUUCGUUCCCAUGUGGUCUUUUAUUGCCUCGUUGCUUCCUGUUGAUUUAAAAUGGACAGAACAGUUCAUUUCCAGCCAUCUUUCCAGCAGGAACAGAGAAGCCGAGAGAGAGAGAGAGAGAGAGUUGCUCCUUGUGACUGUAAAAUUCUGAAUAUGUUUAAAAGAUGCCAUUUUCAUCACAUCUUAUUAUAAUUCUUUCAGUAUUUACUC